AUGGGCUGCGCCAAGACGGGCAGCGGCAAGACGGCUGCAUUCGUCCUGCCGAUUCUGCAGAAACUCUCUGAGGAUCCCUAUGGAUCCGCAGGUCGCGACUGCAUGGGCUGCGCCAAGACGGGCAGCGGCAAGACGGCUGCAUUCGUCCUGCCGAUUCUGCAGAAACUCUCUGAGGAUCCCUAUGGUAUAUUCUGCCUGGUGCUGACGCCCACACGGGAGUUGGCCUAUCAGAUUGCUGAACAGUUCCGGGUUCUGGGGAAGCCGCUUGGCUUGAAGGACUGCAUCAUCGUUGGCGGGAUGGACAUGGUGGCCCAGGCUCUGGAGCUCUCCCGAAAGCCUCACGUCGUCAUCGCCACGCCUGGAAGGCUGGCCGAUCACCUCCGCAGCUCCAACACCUUCAGCCUCAGAAAGAUCAAGUUCCUGGUUCUGGAUGAAGCUGACCGGCUGCUGGAGCAGGGCUGUACCGACUUCACCAAGGAUCUGGAGGUGAUUCUGGGGGCAGUUCCAGCCACCAGGCAGACGCUGCUCUUCAGUGCCACGCUGACGGACACGCUGAACGAGCUGAAGAGCCUCGCCAUGAACAAGCCCUUCUUCUGGGAGUCGCAGGCUGAGGUGCGGACCGUGGACGAGCUGGUUCAGCGCUACCUGCUCGUGCCGGAGAAAGUCAAGGACGCCUACCUCGUCCACUUAAUUCAGACCUUCCAGGACGAGCACGAGGACUGGUCCAUCAUCAUCUUCACCAGCACCUGCAAGAGCUGCCAGAUCUUAAACAUGAUGCUGAAGAAGUUCAACUUCCCUUCGGUGGCCUUGCAUUCUAUGAUGAGGCAGAAGCAGCGCUUUGCAGCCUUAGCCAAAUUCAAGUCCAGCGUCUUUAGGAUCCUCAUCGCCACGGACGUGGCUGCCAGGGGCUUAGACAUUCCAACCGUGCAAGUCGUCAUCAACCACAACACCCCCGGCCUGCCGAAAAUCUACAUCCACCGGGUGGGCCGGACGGCCCGUGCAGGCCGGCACGGGCUCGCCACCACGUUAGAAACGAAGCUGCAGGAGUUCUCGGUGGAGGAGCGGGCCGUGCUCCACAUCCUCACCCAGGUGAACGUGGUCCGGAGGGAGUGUGAAAUCAAACUGGAGGCGACUGAUUUUGACGAGAAGAAGGAAAUAAAUAAGCGGAAGCAAAUGAUCCUGGAAGGAAAGGACCCGGACCUGGAGGCGAAGAGGAAGGCGGAGCUGGCCAAGAUCAAGAAGAAGAACAAGCAGUUCCGCGAGAGGGUCCAGCAGACGCUGCAGGAGAAGCAGCAGCUGCGGCAGAAGAGGCGGCUGCAGAAGAAGGCGCAGUGGCAGCAGAGGCGAGCAGCCCCGGAGAAGUGAGAGCCCCCGGCACGUACCGCUGGGGACCGGGGGAGCUGCUGCCCGGGGCUCCUGUCCCCUAGAGACUCCAGCUGGGAGUGGGUGAUGUGGAGGCUCAGACUUGCUGUUGGUGUUCGAAGGGAAAAGGCUCGUUCUGCCAGUGUCUCCCUUCUCCCUCCCGGCCAGAGCCUCGGCUGGUGGCCCCUCCUGCCGCCAGGACGGGGCUCCGGGGUGUCCCCUCCCCGCCCCCCCCAAGCACAAAGGAGAGAUCCAAACUGGGUGAGCUGGUCCUGGCCACGGAGAUUCUCGGUUCCUCACCUGCUCCCGCCCUUCCCAGGGCUGGUGCUGGCCCCUUGCUCCGGGUUAGAUCAGCAGCUGCUUCCCGCGUCUGACUCCAAAAUCUCUGAGCGGGGCCCUGGCUUCCUGGCCCAGCUGGGGCUGUGAGGAGAGGAGAGGAGAGGAGGCAGGUCUGGUAACCUCCUAAUUCACGUCACCCCUGUUGGAAGCCAGCCUGCCCCCAGGCCUCUCGGAGCUUCAUUUCAGCUCUGUCCCGCGCUGGGGCUGGCUCCCUCGGGCCCCGCUGCCCACACAUACAUCUCGGGGCCUCUUCCCUUCCGAGAGUGGCGCUUUCCAGCCCCGGCGCCAGUCCCGCGCCUGCGGGGAUUCACACGGCAGCAGG
This is a messenger RNA of Pelodiscus sinensis (Chinese soft-shelled turtle), 2023 nucleotides long. The record is from RefSeq and is a predicted model, not a curated record. NCBI's taxonomy places the organism in Eukaryota, Metazoa, Chordata, Testudines, Trionychidae.